Xyrichtys novacula (pearly razorfish) is the source of this 15805-nucleotide messenger RNA. NCBI's taxonomy places the organism in Eukaryota, Metazoa, Chordata, Actinopteri, Labriformes, Labridae. The record is from the annotation of a GenBank genome assembly.
UCUCGCCAUAACAUCUAGCAGUGAGCUAGCUAACAUUAGCCAGUCAGUUUCCAGCAGCAGCUGUAGCGCAGAGAAACUCGUGCUCCGUCCAAAUACCAAUGACCGGGGCACUUUACUCACAGAUAUGCUUCUGGAUGUUCAGUGAUACUGGGCUAGCCAAAUAUUCCUACCUUUAUCGCCACACUCUGUCUCUGAUCUGAAAAGCAGCUGAACUCUCGGUGAGUUGUCGAGCGGAGUCUUUGGAUAUUAGCUCAAACUACCCUCAUACAUGAAGUCACCCUAGGAUAGCUAACCAGGGGUUUUUAUGCUAGCCAAACAGAUAUUCUUCGAAAACUACAACGUUAAAGAUAAAGUGUUAUAACAGUGAAACGAGAAAAAAUGCUGCCAAAGCUAACUUUGCUUCCUCUAUUCCUGAGCGCUAGCCGAGCUAACUUCAAGUGAUUUAGCAUUAGCUGGCUAAUCCCAGCUACCGGCAGGUAAACUCGGUCUAAUGCACCAUUAUCUCUACAAUAACUGUAUUAUAAGCAACAGACUACAUUAUGUGGUAUUUAUAUGAACAUUUCAUAUGGUUGUCAAGCGGGUUAUGUAUCCCCCUCUCCGUCAGCUGUAUGUCUCCGUGGGUCCGAUGAUUUCUCAGCAUGUUUUAGUGACAGGCCCAGGCUCAACCAGGACGACUGUAAACAACAUGAAUUUAAUAACCUUACAGCACCAGCUUAUUCCUAGGGAUUCUCCUGUUAUGAAUAGAUCCUGAGACUAUCGCUGCCAAGUAUUUGCUUCUGUUGUUUAAGAGGUGGACUUUUAAAUUGCUGCAAAUCAACCCUGUUUUAUCCUCAGGCAAUGGAUCCUGAACGACUGAAGAGAAGAGAAGAAAUACAGAAAGCAAUGAGCUUCAUCCAGUGAGUAUUCAGACUAUAUUGCCUGUGGAUACUUCUGUUAAAACUUUAAAGCUGUUGCCAAUCACGACCUUGUUUGUAUAAUUAGAGACUGAUGAAUCCUCUGCAUCUUCUGUUUUCAGGUCAUCAUUGCCUUUCCCAGAGCCUGAGAGUUAUGAGGUUUGCUGUUAUCCCUCUAUUUCAACCAUAAGCUUCUUCAGUGUUUAUUUAGAGUUCCAAAAAGGUGAAAAAACUUGGGCAUUCAUCUGCAAAAAAAGUUUAAAUACAAUCGAAAAUGCUAUUUCACUGUAGAAAUGUAAAAAACACAAAUAGAUACUUAGAUACUUACGUAUUGAAUUUCCCUCCGGGGAUUAAUAAAGUUCUUCUUCUUAGAUCUUCUAGAUCUUCUUCAUCUUAAAAAUGUUAAGAUCAAACCCAUGCUUUACAGCACAACAUACAGUACAGGCCAAAAGUUUGGACACACCUUCUCAUUCAAUGCAUUUUCUUUAUUCUCAUUACUAUUUAAAAUUUAAAUUUUAAAUUGUAGAUUCUCAGUGAAGGCAUCAAAACUAUGAAUGAACACAUGUGGAAUCAUGUGCUUAAGAAAAAAGUGUGAAAUAGCUGAAAACAUGUUUUACAUUUUAGAUUCCUCAAAGUAGCCACCCUUUGCUUUUUUGAUAGCGCUGCAAACUUUUGCUGUUCUCUUAAUGAGCUUCAUGAGGUAGUCACCUGAAAUGUUUUUUACUUCACAUGUGUGCCUUGUCAGGGUUACUUCGUGACUGACUAAGUACUUCUGUCAUCAAGAGCAAAGGGUGGCUCCUUUAAAGAAACUAGAAUAUAAAACAUGUUUUCAGUUAUGUCACACUUUUUUAUAUGUACAAAAUUCCACAUAUGUUCAUUCUUAGUUUUGAUGUCUUCAGUGAUAAUCUACAAUGUAAAUAGUCAUAUAAAAAAUUAAGAAAAGACAUUGAAUGAGAAGGUGUGUCCAAACCUUUGGCCUGUACUGUAUUUCUGUAACCCCAUUGAAUGGCACCAAACAUUUCUUAGCUUCCUAGCACUCUCCACACUCUUCUUAUUAUUCACAUUUCACCAUGAUCAUGCUCAAUAUGUCCUGCACCUUAACGUCAUAUCAGGGUAUUUUGAUUCCUUUUCUUUUCUUUUUCUUUUUUUCUUGUUCCCCCUUUUCUAUCUUUCUUAGACUUUUGAUCCAUUUCUUGUUAUCUUUCCAUCAUUCAUGGAUGAUAUGAUAACCACUCUAGCCCUCUAACUCCCCAUUAUUAUAAUAUUUCUUUGACCUCUUUCCACAUGUUCCCUUCAGGCAUUUCUGACCCAGUUGGUAUGUAACUUGCUGGACGAGGGAAAUGCUUGUUUUCGAGACGGGGACUGUCGUCAGGCGACCCAGCAGUAUGGGGAGGGGAUAAGUGUUGCCCGCUACGCUCAGGCUGAGGCCCUCGUCAUCCCCCAUGAGCUUCUGGAGAGCCUUUAUGUCAACAGGGCCGCUGCCUUCUAUCAGACGGUGAGGGAGAGGGAUAAAGAGGGGACUUGUCACCUGCAGAUGUUUAAAUGUGUGUCAGUGUGACUUAAAAUAGAUCACUCAAUAUUUGCCAAAAACAGGGAACAGCUCCUAAUGGUUGAACUGGUUAAGUCAUGACCUUGCACAUUUACAAUUUUUCAAAACAGAAGAGAAACAUGAUUAUUUGAAAUUCAGUCACAGUCAUGUUUUAGCCCCCCUAUGAUCAGAAAAACAUGUUUGACUGUGACUAUAUAUGUUUCAAAUAUCAUAAUCAUAAUUAAUAACCUUGACUUUUGGCAAAUGACAAUAUCUUUCUUUCAUAACUAAAUUAUGGAGUCAUGUAAGAGGCAGCAAAAUGUGUAUUCCACCAGAGUGCUGGAGUUUUUUGGCCAUCUAAAAAAAAAGUAUGAGUGUGAUAGAUGUCAGUUUGUCUAUGCUGACUCCAGCACUGAUGUGUUUAAGAUUUAUUUAUGUAUUUUAGUUUUUUUCAUCAGCAUCUGGCCCUUAAAGUAUACCUUUGUCGUUUCUGUCUCAGAGGGAGUACGAGCGCGGCGUUCAGGACUGUGACAGCGCACUGUGUGUGUCAGAAGGCAGUCGCAGGGCUUUGUACCGCAAAGCGAUCUGUCUGAGGGAGCUGGGACGGUUCAGAGAAGCCUACGAGUGUGGAACCAAAUGUCUCCUCACAGCACCUCACGUAUGUAGAGGCAGUGCAAAUGCUUCCCCAACAAUGUCAAAUAUUGUUAAGGAGAGAUGUUUUGCCUCGGGACUUAGAGUUGGAGCUCUCAGGAUAUUGCAGAAGUUGGAAUAGACUUUUGUGUUUCUGUGCUGGUCCAAAUAUUGUGUCGAGGAUGGCAGUCAUACAGUGACAUCAUUGGCUACUUUGUGAAUGAAGUUUAUCAUUGGUAAGUCUGGACAUUUUGCUCUUAUAUUCGAUCUUUUAGGACCGGCAGGUGAGUGACCUCGCUCAGGAUCUGGCCAGUAGACUGGGCCUGAAGGGUCGGAAAGCUUACGUCAGCCUACAGACUGAAUCCACAGCAACAGAAGGGGAGAGUCAUGGAGAGAGCUCCUCACCCACAGGAGAGGUGAGUGCUCUUGUGCAGAGUAGAGCGCCAUACUUGGAGUGAGGUGGGAAAUGGACAGAGGGUAAUCUUGUGAAAUUUUCUGCUCAGAUGUCGUCGAACGGGCUUGAAUCUCUCGGUGACAUUCGUCCAGGUAUGACAUAUUGGCAAACCUCCAACACAUCUGCCUCCACCUAAACCCCAAUCAGUUUUAUAUGUUCAGAACAUUAUUUUAAUCGUUGUGUUUGUCCUCCUCAGCUGACCUGUCCAGCCCCCAGUGCAUCCCUGCGCCUUUGGCCACACCCAUCCCAGUCAGCGAUGAGCCGGCAAGCCCCGUAGUGACCCCCUGCACUGACUUGUCAGAAAGCCCCAGCAGCCAGGCCCUGCCUCCCAUGCCAUACUCAGUCCCUGUGUCCGAACCCAUGGAAGAAUGCAGCAGCCUCAAAGACGAGCUGGACAGUCUCCUCGAGUGCAUCCCCAAGAAAGUCAGUGAAGUGAGUGAAGAACUGAUUAACAAAAGGGGCAUUUGGGUUUUUGAUAGGCGAACCUCUCUGCAGGAAGUGACACUUGCUUUUGUCUUUCUCCUGAUCUAGAGUCCAGUCCAGGGUGCCAUCCCAACCAACCUCCCCAACACAGCGGUGGGUCUCCGGCCUCCGUACUCUCCAAGCCUCCCCGCCCCGUCAUCCCAGCUCCCCUCAGCCUUCUUCAGCUCUUCCAUAAGUGAGAUGCCUCCUCUGGAGCCUUACUUGCCACUGGCCCAGCGUGACCAGGGCUCCACCCAGGCGCAGGACGCACUGGGAGGCUUCUCCUCUGGGGCUGUAGAUGGAGAAGGGAAGGCAGGAAUAGCUGCUGGUGGGCUGGACUCAUUGUCUGAGUACACUCUCCCUGGUGGGUAAAACAUUCAUAUUUAUUAUUGACUUUUUAAAAAUGUUGAAAAAGUUGGCCCAGGUAUUUUGGCUAUUUGUUGACUGAAUACCUGUAGAUUGACCUACCACAAGCACAUUUACCAUGAUGGUUUACAGACAGCAAAAGGCAGCUCAGCACAUAGGACGCUCUGAAGAGAUUCUAUUAAAGCAGUGGUUCUCAAGUACAGUCCUUGAGGCCGACACACCUGAUUCAAAUGAUCAGCUCGUUAUCAAGCUCUGUAAUGGCUUAAUAACGAGCUGAUCAUUUGAAUCAGGUGUGUUGGAGCAGGGAGACAUCCAAAACAUGCAGGACAGUGGACCUCCAGGACUGGACUUGACAACCACUGUAUUAAAGGAAUUAUAAAUUGCAGCUAUAGUUUAAACCAACCCACUGACAUAAGUACAUACAAGAGCAGGGUUAGGUUUGUGCCCUGGCCUUGUUCAUUACCCCUUAAAGACUAACUGCUACCUUGGUUAGAGCCCUGAUAGAGAUUCAAAUGAAUAAGUAAUGGAUAUAGAGGAAGUCUGCUUUAACUGGCGCUGUCAGUAGCAGACAGUGUGAGUCAGCACCAUUACAAUAUGGUGUCUGACAUCAGUGUCCUUGUGUCUUGGUCUGCAGGGGGACGAGUGUGCCACAGCUUCAUCCCUGGAAUGCGCAACCACAGUGCUGCACAUGCAGUGAGUAAUAUUCACACACACAGUGACAUUUUUUGACUCUGUUGCUGGAAGAACUGCUUCUAAAAAUGCCUUUUCUAAAUUAAUAUUUUGUGUCUAUUUCUGACUGCUGGGUGGUUUUUACUUUUGGAGUCACAUUUCUGUGUCUGCUCUCUCGUCUUCAGAAUGGUCCCGCAGGAACCAACCUGUCGCUGCUCUCCAGGAACCCUCUGGCAGCCACACAUGAGUUUCGUCAGGCUUGUCAUGCUUGUUAUAGCAGAAUAGGUUGGUUCAAGUUAUUUAACUUUAACCUUGUUUUUGUCAACUACCACAGUGUUUAUUUUUUAUCAAACAGACAAAGUAUCUUUGAACUGAAUGUUGAGUAACUGAAGGCACCUGAUAGUCUCAUUUCACUCUCCAAUGGGGCGUGAAAUACCACUGACAGGAUGUCUCUUAUCUUAAGUUAUUGAUAAGAUAUUUUCCGUUGCUGAUUGUGCAGAGUCAUCUCUUUCUUCAUCCUGCUCUCAGGUCCUCGUGUCAUGGACUACAAGUAUCAGCCAGAGGCAGCACACCGCUGCAAGAGAGACGUGCUGCUGUGCCGCAUCAAAAACACAGAUGACCCCACAUGGAAGAGGAUCAGGCCAAGACCGGCGCGGAACAACUUCCUGGGGGCGUUUGUACUUUGUAAAGGUAAAAAAACAUUAUGAAGUAAAUGCUUGAGUAAAUAAAAGGGUUUAAGUUCUCCAUCACUUCGAGGGAUUCCCAUCAAUUUCAUGAUUAUUAUGAUUAUGAGGAGCCUGUCUGAUAGAGAAAUCUAAAAUAAACUGUAACUCUCCAUGCCCCCCAUCUGAUCUGGGAGACUUCAUGUGAGGAUAUUUGUGUAAACGAUUCAGUCCGGUGAAUAUCUGGAUCAGAGCGCCUGAAAUUUCUUUAGUGCAUAGCUGAGAGAGAGAAACCAUAUAUAAUUACACAGGCAAAGAGCUCUUCUAGUUUUCAGUCUAAAGCUUUUUCUUGGAUUUAAUCCCUGGGUAUUUGUAUGAUAAACAGAGGACAGUGAAAUGUAGAUGAAAUAUGGGAAAAUAUGUGUUUACAUUCUCAUGAACGUUGUCUCUAUAUGUUCUGCAGAGGUGCAGGAGCGUCAAGAAUGCCAGUACGGCGAGAAUUGUACAUUUGCUUACUGCCAGGAGGAGAUUGACGUGUGGACUCAGGAGAGGAAGGGAGCGCUGAGCAGAGAGCUGCUGUUUGAUCCGCUGGGCAGCACAGAGAGACGUGCGCUCAGCGUCACCAGACUGCUGCAGCUUCACAUGGGCAUGUUCAUGUUCCUCUGUGAGGUCAGACCAUAACCUGCGCUUCUCUCUGUUUCUUUUCAGUCUUGAUAAACGUUCGUCCUUUAAACAGGUAUCAAGUCUGACCUGUCUUCAUCUCUUUACUCUUUCAACAGGAAUGUUUUGACAGUAAGCCCCGCAUCAUCAGCAAACGCAGCAAAGAAAACUUAGCAGUCUGCUCAAACCUCACAGCUCGACACCCAUUCGACGACAACAAGUGAGUUCGAUAGUUUUUAAUUCAUGAGCAGAUUCUUCAGAAACAGUAAGAAAUUACUGUUUAGGUACAAAAUAGGUUUUAAAUGGUCUUUCUUAAAGGGAUAUUCCAGUGUAAAAUUAAUUUAAGGUCAUAACGGCCACAGGAUAGCAAUACACAGCGGUCUGAGGAGCCAUAAACAAACCUCAACCAAAAAGCCACUCUAUAGCCACAAGUAAUGCUCAGAACAGCACAUGACUUCAUCAACAGUACAUAUAGGGUCCUAGCCACCAAACAUCUUUUUUAGCUUUGCCUGAUUUCUUUAGCAAGAGACUAAACACAACUCACCUACUCUUCCAGCAGCCUCUUGUUUGUGGGAGAGCUCGGCGAGUCCAUCGACUACAGUGGGGUGACGCAGCUCAAGGAAGAACAUUUAUGAUCAUUUCUUUAUCAUUUCCUUAAAAUAAUAAUCACCAUAUUAAUUAUUUUGCACUACUAAUGUGGUAGUUCUUCUGCCUUUGCGUCCCAGUCUGAUUGCAGUUCAAUGAAGAAAUGAUCAUAAAUGUUCUUCCUUAAGCUGCAUCACCCCUCAGCAGUCCGUAAUGGACUUGUCAGAGCUCUCCCAACAAAGAAACGGCUGCUGGAAGACAGUAGGUGAGUUGUGUUUAGUCUCUUUGUUAAAGAAAUUAGGCAAAGGUAAAAAGGUGUUGGUGUCUAGUACUAUGGUUGGAACCCUAUAUGUACUGUUGAUGAAGUUAGGUGCUGUUCUGAGCUUUAUUUGUGGCUAUAGAGUGGCGUUUUGGUUGAGGUUUGUUUAUGGUUCCUCAGACCGCUGUGUAUUGCUAUCUUGCGGUUGUUACUAAAGUUGGUAUAACUAGAGAAGCAAGCAAUCGGCAACAUUCAUUUCUUGAGGGGGUGUCUAACUUGGUGUUUCUGUGUGUUUGACCAUAACUUAAUUUUACGCCGGAAUAUCCCUUUAGAUCGUGGUUCAAAUAUAUCAAAACCACAGAGGGGGAUGAAACUCUGCGAUAACACUCCUGUCUUUGUUUCAGGUGCCUGGUGCACGUGGUGAGGUCAGCCAAUGUGCGCUACAGUAAAGUGCGCCCCCUGCACCCUCUCUGUCAGUUCGACGUGUGCCGCCAUGAGGUGCGUUAUGGCUGCCAGCGUGAGGACAGCUGCUCCUUUGCUCACUCUGUAAUUGAGCUGAAAUGCUGGGUCCUGCAGCAGGAUACUGGUGGGUGAAACACACACUCUUCAACUGAAAUAAAAUCAAGUCAACCUUAACCUCAAACAGACUCAAAUAUGAAUGACUUUAUAUUUAUUCUUCAGGUAUCACCCAUGAAGAGAUGGUGCAGGAGUCCAAGAGACACUGGCAGAGGUUGGAGCAGAACGCACAGAAGCAGCAGAAGGUGAGUUUGAGGAGGGUGCUGAGACCCUGUGUGACUGAGGGCUGCGUCAUAUCAACAGAACCAAGAUUUAGAAGAUGAUUCAGUGAAAAGAAGUUCUGGAAAAAUCUAAGGCCUUCCUCUCUCUGUGUUUCAGCCCAUCCACAUACCCCAUCCGAGUAGCAGCUUACCUGCCGGAGGAAUUGGGGGAAUGGGGGGCGGCGGUGGAGGAGUUGGGGGGGACAGCCUCAGUGGAGGUGGCGUGAGCCCAAUGGGUGGGAUGGGGGUGGGAGGGUUAGGAGCAGUAGCAGGAAGAGGGCGACCCCUCAACCUGAAAAUGAAGUUCGUGUGCGGCCAGUGCUGGAGAGAAGGACAGGUCAACGAACCCGACAAGAACCUCAAGUACUGCACAGCCAAAGCACGGCACAGGUGAGGCUUCUGUCACACACACACACACACACACACGAUUCAAAGAGGCUGUAGAGGCUGUGCUCCAUCUUGUUUGUCAUUUUAGCUUCAUAAUUGCGCCUUAUACUGAUAUCAGUUUCAAAGGUUCCCUCGAUACUGCCCACUAUGCAGGAUCUGAUAUCUGCAAGUACCCAAGUUUCUGCGCCCUUCCUUGCUAUAAUUUCAUAGCUGGGAUGAAAAUCCAUUAUUACUGUAAAUCAGUUGUAUGUGUUGCUGUGGACUGUGGCCCACAGUUGCUUUAGAGCAGGAAAUAAUGCCAUAGGGUCAGUAAUUUUAUGACUAUUGGAAGUGUGAUGCUUGAAAUUAUAGCUUUAGUCAAAGUUGCACUGCAGAGUUUCUGAUCCCUUAGUGAAGACAGGAGGUCUUAAAGGGUGCCAACCUCUGCUCAUGUUGUUUUAAGGUGCUCUUACUGCGAGUUGUUUGUAUUGUAGGGAUUUGAGUAAUCCUCAUAUCAAUUAGGGGUGUCCCGAUACAUCCUUUUUACCUCCAAUACGAUAACGAAAUUGUAGCCUUUAAUAUUGGCCGAUACCGAUUUUAGCACAAACUUAUGCGUGACAAGUUUUGCACUCAGCUGCAACGUCUUUUUCGGACUGCCACAUGGCCGACAUCAUUCCUACUCCUUGGUACUUUGUCAGUACCUUGGUACACACUGUUGUUGUGAUCACGUGGGCUCUGCAUGCUGGAUCCGGGUGCUGCUAGAUAGAGGUGCUGGAGUGGAGUCUGGAAUGGACUGCUUGUAUCGAAGAUUUUAGAUGCAGGCUGAUAUAAUCUGAUAUUAGAAUUUUUGGUGAUUAGAGACUGAUAUCAAUAUCGUAUCAGGACACCCCUAAUAUCAAUACCAAUAUAGCUUAUUGACAUCAAAAGUUAUCAGCACUAUUAACAGUAGUUUUCUUAAUAAAGACAGCAUUGGAAGAUGUUGCAAGGUUCAAGAUUUCUUUAUCAAACUGCUGCUUCUUGUGUGCAGCUACAAUCCAGCAAGAUUCAAUCUAUUUUUCACUGUGUGAUUUUACAACUGAGUGCUUCAAUGAAAAAUAUUAGUUUUGAUAGAUUUUUGUUUACAGCUUUUCAACCGGAAAUCAAUGCCGCUCCCCAGAGUGUUGAACACAACCUACAAACCCCACAGAAAAGUCAAUUACUGCCACAAAGAAACAGCAGGUCUCUCCCCGUCUGAACUCACAUCUCUGUGUGUUUUAAAGUUUGGAUUCGUGAAGGUUUUAACAGAAGCAAAUUUGUCAGCCGAGGUUUUAUUCACUCCAAAUGACUCAGUAAUACAAGUUUAAAAAAACUGACCGUCGAAGCUCCACGUUGACAGUCAAAGCUUCUUCAACACUUGAUAUAAAAGUUAAAAAAAUCAAAUAAAAAGGAAUCAUUCAUUGGUUUACUCAUUUCUGUUCUUUCUCUGAGUGAAUGACAUUUAAUCUUGAUGGUUUAAGACUUUCUCUUUGUGUUUUGGUUCAUGUAGAGAAAAGGCUUAACUUGAACACUUGAACAAAGUUUGUAACAAGUAGCUAAUAUUGAUUUUAGUUUAACUCUGGUUGACAAAAGGAAUUCAGAGUUGAGCCCUGAGUAAAUAGUGUUCUUGGGUACUGGGCAUGUAAUCAUCUGCAGAACUGAUCUUGAUAGAUUUGUCAAUGAAACUCAUUCAGUUUUGAGUCUCUGUUCAACAGUCAUGUUGGUUUUCUGUCUCCUCAGCUGGACAAAAGAGCGCCGGGUCCUUCUGGUGAAAUCUUUCGAGAAGAAGAAAUGGGUAGUUGUUCGGCCUCUGCCCUUCUCUCGCACAUAUCCACAGCAAUAUGACGUGAGUCCUUUCCCUCACGCUCUAUUCUUGACAUGCUCUCUUCCUCACCCCUUGGCCUCUCACAUGCUGUGUACAGCUGACUCAGUGUUUGCCCUGGGGGACAGGUGUUGUUGUAAAUUUCCUUCCCUCGUGUCUCAUUAGUGUGUAUCUGCAAGUUUGCCUUUGCCGGUGUGUUCAUGUUCACAUCUUCAUUAUUAAGUACCUAGGUACAGGACACUGGUGAUUGUUUGAUUGUCACAUCAAGCAAUUAGAGAAAGUUCAGGCAAAACCAUUGAAACCAGUAUCUUUUUCUCUUACUUUUAGUUGGACUUGAAACAUUUAUCUAUUUUCUUUACUUGUUUAUUUUACAGGGAUGAAAGCACGAGAUUUUGCUUCAUAAUGUAUACAUGCAACUCCUGAUAUACAACCCCUGUCACUGGUUAGACAAAAAAAGCAUUUCUUUAUGCGUGUGUUGAAAGCCUUCAGUUCUGUUAGUGCCUUAAUCUCAGAUGGUUAAUAUGCAUUUCAAAGGUUUAGACCUCUCACUGAUGAGGAGGUUGUUCUGCUUCCACUUACUGCAUCUCUAAAAUUGUCUUUUAAAUGCUGCUGUUAUCCUCUUGUGACCCGCUGCUUUUGCCUCAUCUAGAUGUGUGUACAUGUAAUGAAGCAGAAGAAGUGCCACUAUAUCGGGAACUGCUCAUUUGCCCACAGUCUGGAGGAGCGAGACGUCUGGACGUACAUGAAGAACAACAGCUGUAAGACCCGCGAGGAACCCUUAUAUUUUUAACACUAAAUUUGAAGUUAAAAACAAAAGAGCUGUACUGUCAGAUCCAGAUUUAAUCAGAAGAGCAAUUUAAUUCAUCUUUUUUAAUUUGAGUGUGAUAGUUUGAAGUUUUUCUAUUAUUUUCAAUUUUAAAAAAAGCACAGGAAUGAGCACAGCUGGCCUUUCCUCAUCAUCUCUUUUGAUCCGUGUCACCGCUUCCUUCCAGCUACAACCAUGAAAAAUAACAAGACCACUUGGACAGGUUUUUUAACUGGUCUUUUGUUUCUGUCUCUUGUUGUACCUCAUUUCCCUUUAGUGAGAGAUAUGCAACAGAUGUAUGAACUGUGGCUUCAGCUCACCAAUCAGAGUAGACGCACAGACAGUUCAGCCGUGACUCCGCCUCCGGAGGACAAGCAGGUUACCAUUACAGCAGAUUACACAGAGGGCAUGGUGAGUGGCUUUAAAAUGAAUGAUGACUUCUCCCAGUCGACAACAUCUGCGGUUGAACAACAUGACUAAUCUGUUGGUAAAAGUGUGAACGAUGACAGGCCUCAUGUGUGUGUUUUCAGGGAGGCCGGGGGUUAUCAGACGGUGACGAUCUCUGAGCGCGACCAGAGGCGGACCGCCUCUGAGCUGCAGGCUAAGACCAGCCUGCUUUACCAGCUACUAUCCAACAGUCUGACACCUUACCAGUCUGACCUCUUUGAGCAUCUAGCCAGCAGCGUGGGAGCAGAUUGUCAAAUAACCGCCCUCAUACAUGUAUACACACACACACACACACACACAGACGCACACAAAAGCAAACACAGUGUCGCAUUAUACAACAACCACAGGCACCAGUCAACACAAAGAGAAAGCUGCAGUUACACACAGCCUCUUAAGGUCCCCGUACAGCAGAUUUUACCACAGAAAUUCCACAGACAACUAGUUAUACCUUAAUUACAAUCAGCUAGUAUUCCCUAGUGCUCUUAGACGGAGUAGUUUUUUUUUUGUGUUCUUAACUCCUGCAGCACUGAAACGAUUCUUUGGUGGGUGCGCUGGUCGCAGCUCAUAAAAUUUUGCUUGGUGAAAGUUCAAAAUUUAUUUGAAGCUUGGCACUUGUACGUAUAAAGUUUAAAUUUUACUUUGUAGUGCCAAAACUGCCGAGCUCUCAGUGCUGUUGAUGGCUAAACAAGACUGAUGAAACUUUGAAGCAAUGUAAAAGGAAAAAAAAGAAGUUCUGUGUGGAAACUUGUCUAUGAGCAACCAAAUUCUACUCUCCUUCCUUUACUGGAACAUCGCGAGAGAGUCGGAAUAACUUCUAGGGAUUCAAUAUUUUGAGCUUUUUUUUGAAGGGGAGUUGUACUUCCCUGUUAUUGUCUGCCAUAUUGGUAGAGUGCUAUGAAUGUAAUGCCUGCAUGGGCCUUUAAAACUAGGAAAUUAGUCAUUUAAAACGUUGCUGUGGUUGUGGAAUGUUUUCAUAGAGAAGAUUAUUCAUAUGCUCAAAAACAAGGUGGUGUAACUGAACUGUUCCCUUUACUGUCAUAACACGACCCUGGUUGAAAUACUAACUACAGUUGUUGCAUGGGACAAACACACACAUAUCUUCAGAUCACCCUUGUAGUUGCUUUCAGCCCAGUUCCAGGUGAAUCUAACAUGCCUGACUGUCAGUCUCUUUGUAGGCUGACACAAAGGGAAAGGUCAGUGAAUCUCAAUGAAUCACCUGUUGCUAAGUUGCAUGUGGCUAAUUGCUCAAACCGAUUUUUGCCAAAGCAACCAAGGUGCUAUCGUUGCCAUCAUCACACUGUACUGCACAGAGACCUGGAAACGAGAAACAAAGAAGUGACUGUAGCACAGGUACAGUCCUGGCUAGAGCUGCUCUCAGCAAUAGAUCAGUUCAGACCACAGAUGCCCAUUACUAAAUGAUGACCUCACUUUGACUGAAGCACAGUGAUAAUACUGACCACGCAGAAGAGUUCAGUUCUUUAAGACAUUAAGUUCUUUAAGUAAUUCUCUAAAAAAAAAAGACGAGGUCUGACUGAACAAUAAUUAGAAGUGAACAACAGAAUGUAUAUGUUUCUAUAGUUUAUGGUAAUGAUAUUAAAGAUAGUUUAAAAGUAAGGGCAAGUUUACACUUCUCUGGUUGGACUGGGGUCGUUAUUUCAUCGGAAACCAGUCAUACCCCCACAGCCUUCUAAUGGAAACCUGUGUUCCUCAAAUGCAUCCGAGUGUUUUGCUCCUGUCGGCUAAUGGUAGCCCCUAACGUUACUCUGCAUUAUGGGAAACCUGCUAGCUUAAGACAGGACAGUGAUUCAUACCCCAUAUUGUGCCUAUAAAAACAACACAUCAGCUCACACAAAAACACACACACGUGCAAACACACACAGGCAUACACCGGCAGGAAACCUGUCGAUAUCCUACUCAAGCCUUUACUGUGGAUGGAGACACAUUGGAGGUAUGUCUAUAAUCAGAUACAUAUACACACAUAUUAUACAUAUUUACAAAUAAUUGUAUACUACUAAUGAUAAUUGAUAACUUAGCGGUUAAGCUUAAUAAAUAUAUAACCUGAAAAGCUGUAAUGAUUACAUAGAAGAACUCCCUGUUAUUGAGGUAUUGCUAUAUGACAUGUAUCGCUGAACUAGAUGACUAUAGUGAUUUUUUUUUUAUGAUCAUUCUCUUUAUUUUGUAAUUUUCCUUCUGUGCGGGUUGUUCCAGACAGGGUGUGUAUGGAGAGGUGGAUUUUAUUUUCAGACUUAAGGCUAGAAAUUAAUUGGCAAGGGUUAAAUUAAGUGAUCCACCCAACAUGAAAGGCAUUUUUAUUUGUUGUUGGCCAGCAGAUGAACCAGAUAUACAGAAAAUAGUGAUGUGACUGUUUGUUCUCCACUGUUGGGCUAAACUGUAAGGAGCUGCACUUUCUGUUUCUUUUAUAUUUUCAGUAGUGAACUUGGCUCAGUCAGGAUAAGGCUGACAUUUUACGAAUAAAAGAAGUGCUUAAGGAUAUUCUGCUAACAUUUGAGCAAAAUCUUUAAAAUAAAGUAAAGAAGAGACACUUUAUUUGUGCAAACCUCCUCGAAUUAAAGCAUGGUCUCAAAGUGUUUGUGACAUUUUUACUUUGUAUCUGCAGCCCUGCACUAGAUUCAGUUGGGUUAAUACUAAACCAGUUGUGUGACAAUGGCUGAAACAUCUUCAUCGUCCAACUUUUGAAAACUGGCACAAUCCCUUAUAACAGUUUAGGUGAACAAACCUAAUCUGGGCCAAGUCUAUCUUGCAGAUUCUUUUGAGGGAUUGUUGAUUAUGAACCCUUGUCUGGAACAGCCCAGGUAUUAGCUUCUCUGAGGGAUCGUAUUACUACUACUCCUAGUAUUAUGAUGAAUAUGAUGACGAUAAUGAUUGCUAUCUAUUGACUAUUUCUAUUUCUUCUCUAUAUGCUAUUGAUAUAUGUAUGUUAAUUGCAAUGUAUAACUCUCUUUAUAUAUGUAUCCAUGUAUGAAUAUAAUAAUUGACAGUAAUAUGCGUCUGUGUAUGCAGCAGUGCACAGCUCUGUCUGGGAGGCAGCGUGCAGAUAACAUCCAGCUUCAGACAUGAGAGGCUCUUUGAGUUACCGGCUUCACACAAACUGUAGGCUGGUGAUCAUAAGACAUGGUUUGCCUGGUCACAGCAGAUCACUCUGCUCGCUGCCUGUGCUGCACGUUUACGUUUUAAUGGGCUUCAAGACAGACCUGGAAACAAAAGCAUACAUAGUAGCCUAUAUACUCCCGUAUAGCGCCUUAUUCGAUAUACUACACCUAUAAGAUGAUACAUACCCCUAUUGUAUAAUCCCGCUUACUAUAUAUACACUAUAUUAUACCUGAUACCUAUAAUAAUAACUAGACACCCUUUAUAAGGUAAAUUAGUGAAGAGAUGGUGGAGCUGUUUUUUUCUGUGGCUGUGGCAGUAUUCACUGUGGUCUGUAGAGUGUUGACAUCUUGUUGUUCAGGCUGUUGUGAGGAGAGUACGCCUCACUCAAAUGCGCGUCAUCAUUCAGGUCUUGUCAGGUUCGGCAACUCUGAAAGAAUUUGGGAUGAAAAAUGAACACAGCAAUUUAGUUAAUCUGAUUUUGGUUUAUAAUGAUUUUGCUAGUAAACACUGCAAAGCAAGAUCCUGCUGUUAUGAUAGAAAUUGAUAAGAAAGACAACAUGACAAAAAGAAUUUCAUUUAGUUUUUUUCUGUUAAAGUUGUGUAGAAGUUUAAGAGUAAGAAAGAGCAUUUGAGUCGAGGCCAGCCUUCAUGAUGUAACUGACGUGCUCAGAAAAAGAAAGAAAACUGUGGAUACCUAUGCUACAUGUUCAGUGUGUGUUGUAAAUGUAGGAGAAUCGUGACAAACUUCAGGGGAGGUUGUGCACAUGACAAAUAUACUUCGUUUGGAAAAUGUCUAUUUGCAUUUUGAUUAAAGUUUUCCUUUUCCCAUGUUUAAUGGAAGCAGCUUCAGUCUGAGCCUUGACUUCAGUUCUGACUAUGACAUCCUGCUGAGGUUUAACAAAACCAAAGUUCUUCACUGUGGGAUCAUUUUCUGAUCCAGAAAAGCUUCAUGUGACACUCCCUCCCUCUAAAAACCAGUUGUGUCGAAUGAUUCCCUCUGACAACACACACCAACACAGCCACAAAGAAAUGUUCGUUUAUCAGUUUUGUAUCAGUUGAAAUGUAUUGGUUAUUUGAAUUGUUCAACAACUCAGAUAGAAAACCAGGGUUGCUUGAAGUGGAAAAAACAAGGUCUGUUUUUGUACUGUAUUUUUCCUUUAUUUGUUCUUGUUUGUUUUUGUUUCAUCUUCUUGACUUUGUUUUCUCUUUUCUCCUCCCUGGUUGGAAGUUCAAGAUCUCAUAAAUGGACCAAAUCUCUUGAAAGCAUUUAAUAAACAGACUGUUUUAGAAAAGUG